CACAGCUUAGUAUAUAUGUUCAUAUUUCUUUGAUACCUCAUGCUAUCUAGCUCUACAUUUUCACACUAUACCAGUUCUAUCAAAAAGCAUCAAUUAAGAAAAAUAGGAAACAUGCAGAACCAGUUGAAAGAUCACAACCACACAGUACAAAUGCAACACAGCAACAGCAUGAAGCUAAACGAGAAGAAGGUAAAAGAUUUGAUGGUGAAUAAGAAGAGACUAGUGGAGAUACCGUACACAGCUUCACUAGCACAAACAAUGAACACACUUGUAGCAAACAAAGUAGUGGCGGUUCCGGUGGCUGCGCCGCCCAGUCAGUGGAUCGGAGCAGGAGGGUCAAUGAUUGUUGAGGCUGAUAAGCAAACCGGAGCUGUAAGGAAACAUUAUAUAGGAAUGGUUACUAUGCUUGAUAUUGUUGCUCAUAUAGCUGGUGAUGAUCAUUUGAGUAACAGUGAUUAUGUUAUUGAAGAUCUUGAUCAAAGAAUGUCUGUUCCUGUUUCUUCAAUCAUUGGUCAUUCCUUUGAAGGCCUUAGCUUGUGGACACUCAACCCUAAUACCAGUCUGUUAGAUUGUAUGGAAGUGUUGAGCAAAGGAGUGCAUCGAGCUAUGGUACCUACUGACAGCCAAAUAGAGAACACAAACAUAUCAGCUGGAGUUGAACUUGUUGAGUCUUCUUCAAGUUACCAAAUGCUGACUCAAAUGGAUGUGCUGAGGUUUUUGAAAGAUCAUAGCAAUGAGAUACAAAGCACUCUACUUUCACGUACUGUUCAAGAUUUGGGAGCUAUCACCGAGAGAAUUUACGCCAUCACUGACCGCACAAAACUCAUUGAUGCUAUCAAAUGCUUGAAAGCUGCUAUGUUAAAUGCUCUUCCUAUUGUUAGAGCUUCUGAUGUUUGUGAGGAUGAUCACAAACAACACAUCAAUGUAAGUUUUCUCUUCCUUGCCCUUUUCACAAGCAACAUAUUAGGACACUUUUAUCUAAAAUUAAUGAUCCUUUUGCAGGGAAGAUGCAGGAAACUUGUUGGUACAAUUUCUGUGACUGAUUUAAGAGGAUGUUACAUACACACAUUGAAAUCAUGGUUGGGAAUAAGUGCAUUGGCUUUCACUGAACAAAUUGCAACUAGUCCUUUGUAUACAGCAUCUGAUACACCGAAUGAUAUUGGUAACUCUACAAGGGAGCUUGUGACAUGCUAUGCUGAUUCCACUUUGUCUGAGGUAAUCGACAAGGCGGUUGCGAAACAUGUUCAUCGGGUUUGGGUGGUUGAUCAAGAGGGUUUGCUUAUAGGUGUUGUGUCUCUUAGUGAUGUGAUUAGAGUUAUACGGCAAUCUAUGUUAACAGAUUCAGAUGCAUGAAUAUGUUUGUUAGAAGAAACAUUUUGUGCUAACUUGUGAAAAUGUUGUAGUUAUGUAUCUGCAUCAAUGUUUUUCUUAGUUCCAUA
This is a messenger RNA of Vicia villosa (hairy vetch), 1439 nucleotides long. RefSeq names its product SNF1-related protein kinase regulatory subunit gamma-like PV42a. Lineage: Eukaryota; Viridiplantae; Streptophyta; Magnoliopsida; Fabales; Fabaceae. The transcript is spliced from 2 exons. The coding region runs from base 40 to 1353 and encodes 437 amino acids. The record is from RefSeq and is a predicted model, not a curated record.